AUGAGCAAAACAACAAAUCAAGAUGAGAUCCAUAUGACAACGCCUGAACUGAUUGAAGCUCAUGGUUACGUAGCCGAAACUCAUCAGAUUUGCACAGAAGAUAAUUAUUAUUUAACCGUGCAUCGUGUACUUCCUAAUGAUCGAGUACCAUCAGUGUCAAACGCUGACAUCAUAAAUAUCGAUGCAACUGUUAUGAAUAGUGAAGAUCAUAAUUUGUCAAUUUCUGCUGAGAAUUAUCAACUCUUAAAAACUUCCGGAUAUUAUAUCAGUUCCUCUAGAUUGCCAGUUAUAAUAAAUCAUGGAAUUGUAUCUAGUUCUGCGGAUUGGGUACUUCUAGGACCACACAAAGCCCUUGCAUAUGUUCUUUGUGACAAUGGAUACGACGUUUGGCUCGCAAACGCUCGUGGAAACACUUACUCCAAAUCUCAUAAAUAUUAUUCAAUCAAAGAUAGAAACUUUUGGGAUUUUAGUUGGCAUGAGAUUGGAUAUUAUGAUUUACCAGCAACAAUAGAUUAUAUCUUAGAAAAAACUGGUCAUUCCAAAUUGUAUUAUAUCGGUUACAGUCAGGGUGCAACCACAUUCUAUGUUAUGGGAAGCGAAAGACCUGAAUAUAAUGCUAAGAUCAAAGGAAUGAUAAGUUUAGCACCUGCAGUAUUUUUAGGAAAUCAAAAAAGUUCAUUUUUGAAACUUUUUGCCUAUUUUCAUAAUAUAUUAGAUGUAAUGCAAUGGUUUCAGUGGGGAUCUUAUAUUUGCAACAUAAAUCAAUGGUUACCUUCUAAUAAAUGGCAAAGUUUUAUAUUGAGGACCUUUUUAAGCAACGCGCCUCACCCGAUGACAAAGGGUUUUUGUAAUUUCUGCUUUUAUCUUAUCGCUGGAUUCGGUAGCGAACAACUCGAUAAAUCCAUGUUACCUUUAAUAUUUGGACAUUCCCCAGCAGGUUCUUCGGUUAAACAAUUUCUUCACUUUGGCCAGUUAAUAUGCUCCGGAUCUUUUCAUAAAUUUGAUUAUGGCAUUAAAACAAACUUAUCUCUCUAUGGAUCUACACAACCACCUAAAUAUAUUCUUGAAAGAAUAAAAGUACCUGUGGCGAUCUUUUAUAGUGAAAAUGAUUUUAUUAAUCAUCAUAUUAAUGUUCAAAAACUGACAGAUGAUUUACCAAAUGUUAUACAAACUGAAAAAAUAGCAUACGAAAAAUUCAAUCAUAUCGAUUAUCUCUGGGGCCGUGAUGCAAGGACAAUCUUAUAUAAUAAUAUUGUAACUGUGUUGAAGAAAUUUUAAUGCAUCGAGAUUAUAUUUUAAUAAAAAUUGUUAAUUUUGUAUCUGUAAUUAACAAUUAAAUAACUCAGGAAUAUUAUUUACCAUUAGAUUAUAUUUCAUA
This is a messenger RNA of Atta colombica, 1378 nucleotides long. RefSeq names its product lipase 3-like. The coding region runs from base 1 to 1278 and encodes 425 amino acids. The record is from RefSeq and is a predicted model, not a curated record. Gene Ontology annotation, molecular function: hydrolase activity, acting on ester bonds. Lineage: Eukaryota; Metazoa; Arthropoda; Insecta; Hymenoptera; Formicidae. The transcript has 7 exons.